Messenger RNA from Camellia sinensis, 916 nucleotides. NCBI's taxonomy places the organism in Eukaryota, Viridiplantae, Streptophyta, Magnoliopsida, Ericales, Theaceae. The record is from RefSeq and is a predicted model, not a curated record.
AUAUGACCCGAAUUAAAUCGAGCAGGCAGGCACACGCAGUAGUCGUAGCGGCUGAUGAUGGAUUCAUUAAUUAUUCGAUGAGAGAGGAGAUCGGUUGGCUUGUUUUCGUGGUUGACUGGUGUGGUGGUACAGAGAGGAGAGAGGAGAGGGAGAAAAUAUGUUAUUGCAAGCUUCAAGCUUUUCGAGUGGCGUGGUUUGUCAUAGAUUGUCACACUUGAGGAACCGCAGGAGUUUCAUUUCCGACUACGGCCUUCUCGGAAGAAAGACCAAAGCUUCUUCUGGUCCUCCUCCUCGGACGACUUUCGUAUGUGUCACUUUUGAAAUUGAUGAAAUCGCCCACAACAAGGUUCUCAUUUCAGCGGCUGUAUCCGCGACAAUUGGGCAGCUGUCAAAGCUUUUCACUUCUGCCAUCCUUUAUGGCAACAGCAACAGUUUUGAUUUUAAGACAGUCUUUCGGUCUGGAGGGUUCCCUUCUACCCAUUCCUCCGUAAUGAAUACUUUGUCACCACCUAUUCAUUCCUCUGCAGCUGUGGCCACCGCGAUGUCCCUUGGCUUUGAACGGUGGGUAAAAUUGGUAAAAUGCUGCAUUUCCGUUGUGCCCUCCCGAAGAGGUCUUUCGGAUGCAGUUUUUGGUUUAGCAGUUGUUUAUGCUAGCCUUAUCAUGUAUGACGCUCAGGUAUACAUGUAGUGUGUUUUUUCUAUUUUAUUCUCAUCUCAUAUAGACUUAUGCAGAUCUCCUACUUCAGAAGGAAAAGUGUUUUAUAUUCAUGAAUCACAACAUUGCAUUGAUGCAAUUCAGUUUGGCUGCUUGGUUUACCAAAAUCUGGGCACAAACCUACUUGUGUCACAUAAAAUUUUAUCUAAUACAGAUCCACCCACAUUAAGGAUGACAGAAAUGUCAGCUUUUGUUAGCAAU